AUGCCAUGGCGUUUCUCAGGACUUGCCAAUAGAUAUGGGAGAGCUCAGAGACCUUAUGCCUCUCUCCAAGGCACACGCCUGGGCAAUACUCAAGAUGCGGGCCUCAUUCUUCCCGGAAGUCCAUCUGUCGACGCCUCCAGUAGGCUUGUCGGAGAGAGUAGCGCAAGAACAAAGGACUCACAUAAGACCGCCACUGUACGUGUAGGUGCCACUGAGAUCCAUCAAGGUUCGGAUGGCACUGUCGGGCGCAAGGGUGCUCGCGCUGCAAAGCUUCAGGGUCAGGAUGAAUCUAACAAAGCGACAUAUCCUCAUCUUGCUACGCAAACCACUGACGAAGCUACCGAACCGGCUUCGAGGUGCGAGGAGCUUAAAAUUCACUAUCAUGUGAGUCAACAUACGAAAAUAGGAUGGCGGUCAAAGUUUCGCACAUAUCAGAGCCCAGUGCCUGUCAACGAAGAUGAAGCAAUCUACAAGGACUUGAAUAAUCUCGUGAAUACGUACAGAGCAACGCAAUUAUACCUUGAUUCGGUAGCAAUUACCCCGUCUCCAAUAGCUGCGCCAGCGUCUUCUCCACGUUCAAAUGAUAUGGCAGGGUUCAAGCCCCAGAGAGGACAGCAUAUGGCCCUUAACAAGCGUCCUGUGCUUCAUGCAAGUCUUCCUACCAAAAACCAGCCCUUUCGCAAAGUCAAAAAAGCAUCCAUUUCCACGCAAAGGGCCAAUCCUCAAGCUCAUGUGAUAUCCGUUAGUGACGAUCCCUCUGGGCCACGACCAGAUUUCAUGUACGAUAACUCUGCCCUAGAAGAGGGCAUAGGUGGGGUGAACAUUCGGGAACACCUAAUGUUGUGGCAAGCCCACCAGAACAGCCUUGAUGAACACGCUCCCACCCAUCGGGAGAGCAUCCGUAUCUCGCUGUCGGAUGCAUUAGACGGAACAAGGAAGUCUGACGAAGAAGACUUACUUUCACCUCUUGUACCGACCGAGAUCGAAGAAGAUGAGGCUUAUGCUAACCUUGAUCAAGAGGAUGCUGCCUUCAGGAUAAUGAAUGCCCCUCGAUCCCUCAAACAGGGUGAUUUAGCAGCACUUCGAGUGUCGAGUGGCUCACUUCUAGCAAUCUUUAUCAAGCCCAUGGAGGACACCUCGCUGUUCUACACCCAGCGCGGAUCGUGGAUUUUUGCCUCCGUUGGACAAUGCGAUUUUGUUAUAACCCAAUUUUUGAACCCAUGUACACUUUCAGACAUUCUUGCUUCUGCUCCUGACGAUCCAAAUUCAAUGACAGAUAGUGAAAGGGUGCUUUCAAUGAGUAGACACGCACCCCGCGGAGCAGGCCGAAAUGCUUUAGAAGCUAUGCAGAGCUUCGAGAGACUCUCAGAUACUCUCUAUCGUAAGCAUGCAGAUAAACUCAACCGUGCUUAUCAUUUGCUGGCCCCUGAUGCAUACGCUGAAGGGUUUAAAACGCUAUCAUUGAUAGAGAUUGCAAAAGAACUUUUUGAAAUUGAUAACGUCUCAGGACUCACACAAGUCAUGCUCUGGACUACCCAUCGGACAUUGACACGACUUGAAAAUGUUUUCAAAAGCUCAAAAAGACAUCGCGAAAAUCCCCAUUUUACAUUCAUACCAAAGCAAAAUCUUGAGCAGUUGAGACUGACCCAAGAAUGGAUGAGAGAUUUCCAAGAGCGCUAUGUUGAAGCAGCAACUACUUCCAAAGAGACGAGCCCUCCCACUACUUACGUAUCCCAUUCAGGAAACCCAAUAGCAUCUUUCGUGAUAAAAGCCCGUAAUUGGAUCUUGCUGAGCCGACAGAAGCGUCCAGUGUCUCCCACUGGAGGCGUUGGUCCAACUCCAGACCGUUCAGACCAAAAGUCAGAUCAACCCCGCUGUAGCAUCAGUGAGGUCGCUAGUCUAAGCAGAGAAGACAAGACAAUUUUGCAUUACAUCGACGCAUGGGUAGCAGCCAAGUCCAUACGUCGGUAUGGAAGCUUCGAAGCCCUCGGUCCUAUGAUUUUACGGGCUGUCGGACUCUACGAGCACUUGGAUCUGGAUCAGAGUACCGGUUACACCUUCCUCCAAGAGCUUGGUAUCAUAGCUCCGUGGCAGAAUCCCUCACUUCACCAGCUUCGUUCAGGUCUUCCAGGGUAUAACCCUCUUCACACAAUCAGUCGUUUGAGAGAGGAAGCGCGGCAGCAGCUGCCGAAUCUCCAUCUCAAAGAUUCUAUGGAGAGCUUUCGCAAGGAUUGGGGUGAGAUUCCUAUCUUUUGCAUUGACGGUGAGGAAACGGUAGAACGCGAUGAUGGUAUUUCGAUAGAGAGCAUCAGUGGCAAGCCAUCGCAGUCUUGGAUACAUAUACACGUAGCAAACCCGUCUGCGUUCAUAUCCCCGGACUCAAGUAUCGCUCGAUACGCCGCAGAAAUAUCGCAAUCUAUUUAUCUGCCAGAAGAAAAGCACGCAAUGUUAGAUCCUGGAAUUUCACAAAAAUAUUUUAGCCUUGCGAGAGAUCGGCCUUGCAUAACUUUCAGUGCACGGCUGAACGACAACGGCGAUGUAAUUGAGUCCUUAGUGACACACGGCAUCGCGAGGAAUGUUCAAUUCUUCACGCACGAAAGAGUUCGAGCAGAGCUCAGCUUAGGCGAAGAAACAGAACAAGGUAACUCAGCAGUGUGGACGGUUGGUGGAAAUGCACACGAUGUGUCAAGCAAAGCGGAAUUGGACAGAUCACAGCUAUCCCAUCCUUUUCCAAUCGAAACUGUCGCAAAACUUCGACGGAUACUCGAACUUGGUGAAGCGGUGAAACGUCGAAGAGAGAGGAAUGGUGCUCUUUCUUUUGAAAAUACCUGGGGCUUGUCCAACAGUAUGCCCAAGGUUUCCUUUGGUCCCAGGUCAAGCCUUCCAAGUGGGCUCAGCUCUCAAGUACGGCACUUUGACGGAGACCCUGCCAUUUUGAUUGAACAGAAUAUGGCCAACAAUGCCGACAAGUUGGUCAGUAAUAUCAUGGUCCUAGCAGGUGAGAUCUGCGCUCGAUGGUGCUCGAGUCGACGUAUUCCAAUUCCCUACCGAGGAAUGCGAAUCGAUCCAGAUCCACAAAUGCCGCCAGAUGAAUUUCGUCAAAAUGUAUUGGUCCCAAGUAUAUAUAAGGGAAAUGAAAUAGCCUAUAAUCACAACGUACGACAAUAUGUUCGACUUUUGGGCUAUACUGAUAUGUCUGCUUCGCCGCUUGAGCAUCCUAUGCUGGGUUUGCCAUCUUAUGCUAUGGCAACAUCACCGCUACGCCGCUAUAACGAUCUUGUUGUCCACUGGCAAAUAGAAGCCGCGCUUCGUCGGGAAAAGGUAACGGGCACUGCUGUUGACGAAAAGAAUGACAGCACUUUUCUUCCAUUUUCAUACAAUCAAGUGGAAACUUUGACAAAGCGACUAUGGCAACGGCAGAGAGAAGCGGGAGAUGCUCAAUUCUCGAGUUUCCUCCACUGGAACACCCUCGCUCUCUUUAGAGCCUUCUAUUUCAAGGAGGCUCCGCUACCAAAGACCUUCAGGGUAGCAGUCCAGCCUUUGAGCACAGUUAGAAAGGCUGUUUUUGCGAAUAUUACGGCUGGUGGAGCGCGAGUAGUCCUACGAGACAGCAGCCCCGUUGUGAAAGCUCAUGAUGGAUACCGAACAGCAGACGUAUGGGAAGCUAAGAUUGACCACAUCAAUGUCUACCAUAAACGUAUCAGUAUGGAGCCAAUCCGGCUAGUGUCCAGAUUGGAACCUUAG
Messenger RNA from Bacidia gigantensis, 3744 nucleotides. RefSeq lists its product as uncharacterized. NCBI's taxonomy places the organism in Eukaryota, Fungi, Ascomycota, Lecanoromycetes, Lecanorales, Ramalinaceae. The coding region runs from base 1 to 3744 and encodes 1247 amino acids. Gene Ontology annotation, cellular component: exosome (RNase complex); P-body. Gene Ontology annotation, molecular function: RNA binding; 3'-5'-RNA exonuclease activity. The transcript has 2 exons. The record is from RefSeq and is a predicted model, not a curated record. Gene Ontology annotation, biological process: mRNA catabolic process.